ACAGCGGCAUAUAUGUUCAGUGCGUUCUUGUGUUUGUCAGUACAAAUACGAGAUUUGCGUUCCUCGUAUGUAUUCUUGUACAGUUGUAAAUUUUUUUUUUUAAAGCUUUGUUCUUCUCCGGCGGCAGAAGACUCGCGCUAUAAUAGAAAAAGGAGUAUCAUGGAGUUCUGGACUGUUGCAUCUUGAUUCUAUGGUAAUAGUACCAUUUCCCUUUGAUUUCAGACUAUGCCCAGACAUUUAGGUAGCGGUAUCCUGAGAAAUUGUCCAUUCCUAGGUUAAAUCUGCCCAUUUCAGUCAAAAAGCCCUAUAUGUUCAUACUUUAUACCAGAUAUAGGGUUUUGAUAGGUGUAGCAAAUUCCUGAUUUUCUCAGCAAUACUCACUCCCUAAUUUUAAUUCUGAGCCAAUCUAUUCGGAUUGGAAAUGGCGGAGCACUUGGAUUCGAUUUUCGGAACAGAGAAAGCCCGCGUGAACUGUCCUUUCUACUCCAAGAUCGGAGCCUGUCGUCACGGCGAUCGUUGCUCUCGUCUCCACAACCGCCCCACCGUCUCCCCAACUCUUCUCCUUUGCAAUCUGUACCAGCGGCCCGACAUGACCACCCCGACGGUCGACCCACAAGAACAUUUCGAGGAUUUCUACGAGGACAUCUUCGAGGAGCUGAGUAAGCUGGGCGAGAUCGAGAGCCUCAACGUGUGCGACAACCUCGCCGUUCACAUGAUAGGCAACGUCUAUGUUCAGUUUAAGGAGGAAUCCCGGGCCGCCGCCGCCUUGCAGGCUCUACAGGGUCGGUUAUACUGUGGACGCCCUAUUAUUGCAGAAUUCUGUCCCGUAACGGAUUUCCGCGAGGCGAAGUGCCGGCAAUUUGAGGAGAAUUGCUGCAAUCGUGGUGGGUAUUGUAACUUUAUGCAUGCGAAGGUGAUAGGUAGAGGGCUCCGGAGGAAGCUGUUUGGGAGGUCCGGCUGGUAUAGGAGGCGGAGUGGGAGUCCUCCUCCUCCGGUUUGCUUUACGAGAGAGAGAGAGAAUGAUAGUGGUGAAGAGGAUUGCAUUUACAGGCAGGGGAGCUUUGAAAGCAAUGGCGAAAAGAGGAGGCAGAAACGGAGUAGGAGCCCCGUAGGCGUAAGGGAAGGGAGUGAGGAGCGUAGAGCCAGGAUUGAGCAAUGGAAUGUGGAGAGAGAAGGAAGGCAGUGUUGAGAUUCAACAUUUUUCUAUCUACUGCAGAACUCUAGGAUGAUCAAUUUUCAAAUUUAAUAAUGAAUUUAAACAUUAUUAUUAUUAUUUAUUAAAAUAUAUUUCCAAAUUGAGUUGAAAUUUGGAAUUAAUCAAUAUUUA
This is a messenger RNA of Ipomoea triloba (trilobed morning glory), 1327 nucleotides long. Its product is annotated as splicing factor U2af small subunit B-like. Gene Ontology annotation, biological process: mRNA splicing, via spliceosome. Gene Ontology annotation, cellular component: spliceosomal complex; U2AF complex. NCBI's taxonomy places the organism in Eukaryota, Viridiplantae, Streptophyta, Magnoliopsida, Solanales, Convolvulaceae. Gene Ontology annotation, molecular function: metal ion binding; pre-mRNA 3'-splice site binding. The transcript is spliced from 2 exons. The record is from RefSeq and is a predicted model, not a curated record. Bases 422 to 1189 code for a protein of 255 amino acids.